AAUACUUCACAAAUUAUCUGUUUUCUUUUUACUUAAAUCCCAAGGUUAUGUUCUAAAUUACUUUUAUAAUUAGAAAAAAAUAAAUAAUGACAUCAUCAAGCGAAAUUAAUGAUUUUGAGAGUACGUAUUUAAAUGGGUCAAAGAGUCGAUUAUCAAUAAGCGGCCAAUCUGAUACGCUGAGAGAUUUACUGGGUGAACGAAAAUUUAGUGUUGAUAGCUUGCAUUUGGAUUACGCCGAGAAAGAAGCAGACGAAUUCAUGAAGCAGAUGUGUCGCCAAGACGACGAAUCAACAACCACAAAUGACAAUGAUGUAAAAACGACACGAAAUAUAGAUGUGUAUAAAGUCAAUUCAAAUGCUAUGGACAUCAACGGAAAUCGAAAACAAAACGCUCUAGCGAGUGAUAUCAAUAAAAGUCGGGAAAUUCUAUUGGUUAAGAAUGACAUGCCAACACGCUUGAAUGAUUGCAGUUCAGGUUUGGCUAACAAACGUAAUAACGAGAAUACCUUAAGUCAUAUACAUGAAUUAGAAGAGGAUAUUAAUCACCAUAGCAACGAGCACAAAGAUAACGAUAGCACUGUGUUAGUGAGCAAGAAGCGUGAAAUUACAAAACAAUUAUCAGAUACGAAUCAACUGAAGUAUUUAAACCAAAGAAAGAAGGACUUAAAUUUUUUACAAGAAAGGUAUUCACAAGCAAUUGAAGAUUUUAAAAUCUUAAGGAGUAAUUUAUCAGAGAACAUGGAAAGGAAUUUAAGUCGUACGGAUCAGUUAGGUUUUCAACACAAAAAGGCUGAUCAUUAUCGAAGCUAUGAUGAUAUUUUGAGAAACAACUUUGACAUGUCUUCGCGUACACAGAGCGAUGUUGCUUAUUUAAGAAACAAAAACAUUGAACGAUAUUCAUCGCAAGAGAGACUUUAUAAACGCAGAAGUGAUAUCAAUAUAGACGAAAAACUAACCGACGAGUAUUUUAAUAACCCGUCACGCUUCACCAAUAAUAACAUUGACAUGAAGGGGCAUACAAUGAUGACGUCACGAGGCAAUUCGAGUGACUAUCCAAUGAGUAUUGACAUGCAAAGAGAACAUCAUAUUCAUUUACGCGAUCAAGCCGCAAGAUCAAACUUUGAGAGAUAUUUAAGAGGAUCUUUAAACCAAGGACAUGUGGAGAAUUCGAUGCACAAUAAUAGUAAUGGUUUGGAAGAACACGAUAUAGGAUAUGGUGGUUCGGGAAGUACGUCUCCAAGAGAUUCCGAAAUGUUAAUGCCAUCCGAUCAACUCUCUUCACGCUCUGGCAGUAUUAAUUCACAUCAUUCCAGGACCAGUUCAGCUUUAGCUUCAGUGGAUUCAGGUGUUCGAAUGAGUUUUGUUGGUCAACACAACUCGUUAGUUGUGGUAGCGAUUGAUUUUGGUACAACUUUUAGUGGAUAUGCUUUUUCCUUUACAAGAGAUUCGUCAAGCAUACAUAUGAUGAGGCGUUGGGAAGGCGGUGAUCCGGGCGUAACAAAUCAAAAAACGCCAACUACAUUGUUACUUAAACCCGAUGGUAGUUUUCAUUCGUUUGGUUUCGGAGCGCGGGACUUUUAUCACGAUUUAGAUGCCAGUGAUGCAAAGAAAUGGUUUUACUUCGAUAAGUUUAAAAUGGCGCUUCAUUCUUCCGAGGACCUUCACGCAGGUAUUGAAAUAAAAGCAGCAAACGGAAAAUCAUAUCCAGCUCUCAAAGUAUUCUCACACGCACUACGGUUUUUUAAACAGCAUGUUUUGGCUGAGCUUUCUGACCAAUCAACAGCUAAGCUGAGUGAAGAAGAUAUCACGUGGGUGUUGACUGUUCCUGCUAUAUGGAGACAACCUGCAAAGCAGUUUAUGCGCACGGCAGCCUAUGAGGCUGGCAUUGCUUCACUCGAUCAUCCAGACCGGUUAUUAAUUGCACUGGAGCCUGAAGCAGCUUCAAUAUUUUGUCGCAAAUUAAGAAUACGUGACUGUGUUAUCGAGGAUGAUUUGAAAGCGAAAGCAGGCGAUUAUUCUUUAAUAUCUGAAGAUUUUGAAGGAAUUACACAAUAUGUUGUGGUCGAUUGCGGUGGAGGGACCGUGGAUUUAACUGUUCACGAGCUAGAUGUUACACAAGGAACUUUAAAAGAACUUCAUAAAGGAACAGGAGGACCGUGUGGAGCUACCGGCGUUGAUCGGGAGUUUGAAAAAUUACUGAAACGUAUUUUCGAUGCUGAUUUUAUCGAAAGAUUUAAGGUGAAACGACCAGCAGUGUGGAUAGAUCUCAUGAUAUCCUUUGAAGCAAAGAAACGCACCGCAAGACCUGACAACCAAAGCCCGCUCAAUCUUUCUUUACCGUUUAGUUUUAUCGAAUAUCAUAAGAAGCAUAGAAAAUGCUCCGUCGAAACUGCCGUCAAAAAGUUUAAAAAUCCUGACAUAAAAUGGUCGUCGCAAGGCAUGCUUCGAUUUUCCGCAAAUAUUAUGCAGGCUUUGUUCGAACCAGUUGUGAACGAUAUUAUUGGUCAUAUACAAAAUCUGUUGACGAAAGCAAGUUUAAAACAUGUGGAACAUUUAUUUUUAGUAGGCGGGUUUGCAGAGUCACCUUUGUUACAAUCCAACAUUAGAGAAGCUUUAGAAGGGCGUGUGAGAGUUGUUAUUCCGAACGAUGUUGGAUUGGCUAUAUUAAAAGGAGCUGUACUGUUUGGGCUAGAUCCUACCGUCGUACGUGUCCGGCGGUCCGCCUACACAUACGGCGUAGGAGUUCUAAAUAAAUUUGACCCUGAAAAGCAUCAACAGUCAAAACGCGUUGUGAAGGAUGGUAUAGUUUGGUGUAAGGAUAUAUUCGAUAGAUUUGUGCGUGUCGAUGAGUCGGUCGGUAUUGGUGACCGUGUCACACGGAGUUACGCCCCCGCCCGAUCGAAACAGAAGUCAACUGUAAUUAAUAUUUACUGCACCGAGAAACUUGAUGUUUUGUACACAACGGAUAAAGGCGUAACGAGAUGCGGCAAACUACGAAUAGAAAUGCCUGACGUAAACCCCGAAGAUAUUCCGAUCGAAAAACGCGGGAAACCGCGAGAGCUACAAGCAUCAAUGAUUUUUGGAGACACUGAAAUAAAAGUUUCAGCAGUGGAUGUGCUAAGUGGUAGAGCUGCAAGAGCGAAUAUAGAUUUCUUAAAUUAUUAGGAUUAAAAAUGAAAAAAAAACCUAUACUGUUUAUGAUAGUACCGGCUGCCUCCUUCAUAAUAUUUGUGAAUAAAAUUUGGCCUUUUGAGAGUAUGCAAAAUCUUUUUUCAGUUGUUUUAGUUUAAAUUUUGUCGGCGUGAUUUGAUAAUAGUCAUUCGAGAAUUUUCUCUUUUUUUCAUAUAUUAUUGUAAAUACAUUUCUGUAUAAUUUAAUUUAUCUACUCGAUUGAUUUCACCCAUGUAAUUUAUCCUGCUGGGGAAUAAAACAUGAUAUUGAAUGUUUUAGUAUUUUGAAAAUAAAUCAUAAAAUAUACCAGUUUG
Molecule: messenger RNA, 3484 nt
Organism: Hydractinia symbiolongicarpus
Lineage: Eukaryota; Metazoa; Cnidaria; Hydrozoa; Anthoathecata; Hydractiniidae
Product: heat shock 70 kDa protein 12A-like
Exons: 4
Coding region: 87-3164 (1025 amino acids)
Source: RefSeq, a predicted model, not a curated record